GCAUUCCAAAAAUAUAUAUACCUUUAUUUUAAGCUAUUAAAUCUUCGGCCAACUUUCCUUUGGAAUCAAAUGGCAACCGCUAAAGUUUCCAAGGCCUCCAAAUGGUUCUCGAACAAGACCCUUAGGUUAAGCCUUCACCGCCGUCGAUCCAAGUCUAGCCCCACUCCAACCUUUCCCGAAUCAUCACCUUCGCCUCCUCGUAAAACCCCAAAGAGGCCUUACGAGGAGAUGAAAGAAGUGUUCCGCUAUUUCGACGGCGACGAUGACGGGAAAAUCUCCGCUCUCGAACUUAGGGCAUACUUCGGGUCCAUCGGAGAGUACAUGUCGCAUGAAGACGCUCAAGCGGUGAUCAACGAACUCGAUUCCGACGGCGAUAGCAUGUUGGACUAUCAGGAUUUCUUGAAGUUGAUGAAAGUAGAAAACAGGGACGACGACGAUGAUCUGAAGAGAGCGUUCGAGAUGUUCGAGUUGGAGAAAGGUUCGGGUUGCAUAACUCCGAAAGGGUUGCAAAUGAUGUUGAAUCGCCUUGGCGACGCAAAGUCUUACGAUGAGUGCGUUGCGAUGAUCCAGGUUUAUGAUAUCGACGGGAAUGGAGUGCUUGAUUUUUACGAGUUUCACGAAAUGAUGGCUUAAUUCCAUAGUGUAAGUACUACGUUCAUGCCUUCAAUUUGUAAUUAAGCAAUAUUAUACUACAAUGGAUGUUGCUAGAGAAAGAACCCUACUUUAAUUGUAUUUGAAGUCAUUAAGUUCUUAUUUCUCUCAAAAUUAUGCUUGUUAUUAGGAUCCUAUUAAUUCCAAAAUUACUAAAAUUGAACUU
This is a messenger RNA of Hibiscus syriacus, 817 nucleotides long. Its product is annotated as probable calcium-binding protein CML41. Gene Ontology annotation, molecular function: calcium ion binding. The transcript has a single exon. Lineage: Eukaryota; Viridiplantae; Streptophyta; Magnoliopsida; Malvales; Malvaceae. The coding region runs from base 70 to 633 and encodes 187 amino acids. The record is from RefSeq and is a predicted model, not a curated record.